CCCUAUGUCUUCCCCCAACCCUGAGGAUGUGCCCCGGAGGCCAGAACCUGAGCCCUCAAGCUCCAAUAAGAAAAAGAAGAAAAGAAAGUGGCUGCGGCAAGAAGCCAGCAUCCAAGCCCUCACCAGGGCUGGCCAUGGGGCCCUUCAGGCUGGCCAGAACCAUGAAGCCUUGAACAACUUCCAGAGGGCCUUCCUUCUGGCCUCCAAGGCCCCACAAACCAGGGAUACCCCUGUGCUCCAGGCCUGCGCCUUCAACCUGGGGGCUGCCUAUGUGGAGACUGGGGACCCAGCCAGAGGCCUUGAGCUACUCCUGCGAGCCCACCCUGAAGAGAAGGCACAGGGCAGGCGACACGGCGACCAAUGUUUCAAUGUGGCUUUGGCCUACCAUGCCCUCGGCGAGCUGCCUCAAGCUUUGGCCUGGUACCACAGGGCCCUGGGCCACUACCAGCCACAGGGUGACCAGGGAGAAGCCUGGGCAAAAAUGGGAGCCUGCUACCAGGCUCUGGGACAGCCUGAGCUAGCAGCCCACUGCCUGCAGGAAGCAAGCCAGGCCUAUGCUCAAGAGAGACAGCUGCGGGCCGCAGCCCUGGCACUGGGGGCUGCGGCAGGAUGUAUGCUGAAGAGUGGGCGGCAUCGGGUGGGGGAAGUUGUGCAGGUGCUGGAGAAAAGCCGGAGGCUUGCCGAGAGGAGCACUGAGAGGCGACUGCUGGGGCACCUCUAUAACGAUCUAGGCCUGGGCUACUCCCAGCUCCAGCUGUUCCCGCUGGCCGUGGAGGCCUUCCUGCAGGCCCUGCCCCUGUGCUGGGUGCCAGGAGAGCAGGCCACAGUGCUAAGAAACCUCGGGAUGGCCCACAAUGCCCUCGGCAACUAUCAGGAAGCUCGGGAGUUUCACCAGAAGGCUGCUGACCUACACGGCUCUGUGGGGCAGCGGUGGGAGCAGGGCCGGAGCUUUGGCAGCCUGGCCUUUGCAUUGAGCCAGCUGGGGGACCACAAGGCUGCCAGAGACAACUACCUGCAUGCCCUGCAGGCUGCCCGGGACUCUGACUUCGGCUCCGGGAAGACUCCAGGCUCCAGGUGGGGCCAGCCAGGCGGAGGGGACCCCAGCAAAGGCAGGAAGCAGCACAGCAGGUGUCCAGCACAGAUCUUCCAGUGGGUGGGAAGAUGAAGAGUUUGAGGAGGGCCACCAGAAGAAAAAAGAGGAGAGGUCGGCAAACGUUCCGGUGAGGGCUGGGCCGGGAAGACCAGAGCGUGAGUUGAUGUAGAGUAUUCCUGGCGGUGCCUCUCCUUACUGCAAAUAUGGCACUCCCACCCCCACCCGCCUGCCUCCGCUUCUUAUGCCCAUCCCACCAUCCCGCCUUCCUGUUGUCAUUUCUUUGAGGCCUGGCACAACCUCGCGCCACCCCUGACCCUGGCUGUCCCAGUUCGCAAGUCCCCAACAGCCCUCCCAUGAUUUCUGCUUGUCUCUCAAGGCCCUGGACCAUUUUCCCUGAACCCUUCUAGAACUCCCUCUUCCUUCCUGCUCUCAUGGCUUUCCUAACUUCUAGAACUUUGCAUCUUGGACCCCAGGGUUUUGCUGAAAGCCUACUCUGUGCCCAACACAGCGCUGGGUGCUGUUGGUAAACCCCAGCUCACUACUCAAUAGCAUCUCCCACAAAGACUUGCAACUCAGGGAGCAGAGUUCUUUGCUACUUGUUGAGCUGACCUGAAUUUACCGAUGUCUCCUUUUCAGUGUGUUUCCUUCCAGGCACAGUGAAUCAUUCGCACCAUCUAGCUUCUAGUUGCCCCACGUUUACCAAGCACACGCCCUGCAGAGGGACAGUCCUCGGCAAAGCCUCCAUCUAUAGUGAGCAGUGCAUCCCCUGACACCGCCCCAACUCGUGGUUCUUCUCUCAGAGCUUUUUUCCACCAUGAUAGUUCUUGGUGCAGAGAGGCACGUGAUGAAUGUGUCUGUCCUUCUCCAUCUAGGUCCAGGACCCAGGGCCCAUCUUCCAUUUGUAGGUCCAGGCCCUCCCAGAGCGGAGUACCCUAGCAUCUUGGUACCCAAUGGCCCUCAAGCCAAUAGGUGGGUCCUUGGGGGAAAGAAGGAGGCCUGGAGAAUAGCAAAAAAAGUAGAAUGUGUGGCUUGGGAUGAUUUUAAUGAAACACGACUGCUGUUGAAGUUGGGGGAAGCUGGGAUCUCAUGCUUGGGAUAUAGGGCCCCGAGCCCCACUUUGUCUUUGCCCUUUAGCAAUGUGAACAACCCUCACCCGGCUCUGGAAGCCCAGGGUAUGCCCUGCUUCCUAAAUGGCCUGAUGGUAGGCCUCAGUGAAAGACAGGGUGCUGCAGGAUGGGGGGAUAUGAAGCUUAAGCCAACUCCCUCCUUCUCUGGAGCCCACCAGCAGAGGUAAGGGCCAAAUAGGGCAGAGGGAAGCUGAGGCCAAGGCAGGCUGCCUCCUGCUGUCUCCCCAGUCACCCCCACUGGCAAGCCCCUCCCUGCCUCUUUCAGGUCAUCCAGGUGGCCCAGGGAAAGCCUCAGCAGGAGCCGCCAGAGGAGACCCAUGGAGUCGGGCAUCUGCACUAUUGUGUGACCUCCCCCUGCCAGCCUCAGCCCUCAUCCCUGAAGCACCUGUCCAACACGCACACACUAGGGGGUCCUGGGGACCAAGCCUCUUCCCAGUUGCUCAGCCCUGCAGGGAUGUGGAACACAGUGCAGCCAGUGGACUCCUGAGGAGGCUGGCCAAGGGCUUUGCAGGCUCGGCCCUGAGAGGUUCUGUUUGUUCCUCCUUGGGAUUUUUGGACUCAGUAGGUAAAAGAAAAAAGGAAAAUGGAUGGCAAAUUCCCUGUCUUUCUGAAUCCAAAUCUUACGAUUGCUAGGGGCCUGGCAGUUCUAAAAACUGACUUCGUGGUCAAGUAGCUUUGGAGUCACUGACUGUCUCCAGACGUCCAUUUUUGCACAUGAGAAAUGAGGAUAUAAUACUACAGAAGAGGCAUCUUACCCAACCAAUGCACCUUACUUCUCUGUGAAACACAGGGGAUGCUGGGCGCAGGCCUAGGCUGUGGCCUGUAGCCUGUAGGACAGCUCCUGCCAGCAGCCACAGGAACAGUGAUGUGAUGUAACAUUUCCCAAGUACUUAGCUCAUGCCCCACCCUAUUCUAGGUGCUUAGCUCAGGCCCCACCCUAUUCUAGGUGCUUAGCUCAGGCCCCACCCUAUUCUAGGUGCUUAGCUCAUGCCCCACCCUAUUCUAGGUGCUUAGCUCAUGCCCCACCCUAUUCUAGGUGCUUCACAAGUGUAUUCUCCUCUAAUCCUCACAACAAAUAUAUGAGGUGCUAUUAUCCCCUUUCGCAAAUGAGGAAAAUAAGGCACAAAGCUUCAGUAAUCUGAAUUCCCAGGUCACAUAACUAGUAUGUAGAGAAGCUGGGAAUCAAACCCAGGCAGUGAGCACUUUCUAGAAUGCUGUGCAGUUCCACUUCCCCAGCUAAGCCCUUGCUUACCCAGAGUCCAUUGUGAUUUAAUAUCAAGUGUGUCUAUGCCCGUUGUAUGUGUUAUUGUAAUUCAUAAUGUAAUUAAAUACUAUACACAUUGAUGAACAGGCCAGGUGAGAUGGCUCACCCUUGUAAUCCUAGCACUUUGCGAGGCCAAGGUGGGAGGAUUGCUUGAGCCCAGGAGUUUGAGACCACCCUGGGCAACAUAGUGAGACCCCAUGUCAAUGUAAAAGAAAAUUUAUCUUUAAAAAAAAAUAAAUUGAUGAACUGAGAGUGGGAAAAGCAGCACUGUUUCUAUAAAAACUAAGUUGGAUCCUUAGAAGACUCGACUAAGGUAAGUUACUUUUUCUUUAUUAUUCUUAUGCUUUAUCUUCCAGUG
Messenger RNA from Homo sapiens (human), 3842 nucleotides. RefSeq names its product tetratricopeptide repeat domain 24 (gene TTC24). NCBI's taxonomy places the organism in Eukaryota, Metazoa, Chordata, Mammalia, Primates, Hominidae. Bases 5 to 1165 code for a protein of 386 amino acids. The transcript has 5 exons. The record is from RefSeq and is a predicted model, not a curated record.